AUGAAAAAAGAAGCCAUAACACAAGUUGGUGACGAGAUGCGUAGGAAGCCAACACACAAGUUUUCGCCACGCGUUGAGUUCUGCGAGUGGAUAGGGAGAAGAACGUCGCAGAUGGAGAAACAGCGACGGCACGGGUUUGGGUGUGGGUGUGGUGUGGGUGUUAGUGUGGGUCUGGGUCUGGGUUUAAAACAUUUGAAAGCCAUUGACGUCUGCAAAUCAGUACUAGACAUCCCUAUUUUCAAAUACAUCGUGGAAUUUAACAAAAGGAACUUGCUAUCUCAGGGCAGCACUGGACGAGUUAGGCAAUAUAGGAUCUUAGUUAUUGGCCUGAGCUUGCCUUUCAUCUUUAUUGGAUGCACGGAGUGGGUCGACAGUGAUUGUGAUACAACUGGUGCUUCUCAAAACCAUGAUGCACAACAGCCAGUGAAAAAACAAACAAGGCAAUGGGCUGCUUGGACACGUCAAGAGGAGGAAAGCUUCUUCACUGCAUUACGCCAAAAUUUUGAGAAGAUCACCUGUCGUGUUCAAAGUAAAAACAAGGAUCAGGUCAGACAUUAUUAUUAUCGCCUUUUGAGGCGUAUGAACAAGUUACUGGGUCCUGGGCUUUGUCUUGAUGCCAAAAACUCUAAAGAUACCAAUGCUGCAAUGCUUCGAUGGUGGUCUUUACUUGAAAAGUACAGCUGUAAAGCCUCAAAACUUCACCUGAAGCCUCGAAGGUUCAAGUUAUUUAUAGAGACCUUGGAAACGUCCAUCUCAGGGGAAAAUUGUUCUUCCUCAGUUCCAACCUCAAAUCAAGGCAGAACAUCAGGACAUGACGUUCAUGCAGUUAAAUUAGUCCUUCUUGAUGGGCAGAAUGUACAAAAAUUAGGUUCUGGAAAAGGAUCUUCAGUGAGGCGCAGUAUAAAUGUAGGAGCAAAUUGUAACAACUGCAAGGCGGAUGCUUCCCCCCCAAAACAGUGCGGCAGAGGCGGAAAACAGGCGGGUGCCACUAGAGUGUACCAACUGCAGUCCAACCUAGGGUGUAAUGGCAGGAAGUCAAUGAAGCAGUCUCAGUAUCAUUGUCCAAGGAUCGAACUUGGAACCUGUCACCGAACUCAGCAGGAAUUGAGCCUUCUGACUGCUAGGCUGCCACCUGUUUUGGUGAACAUAAGACUUGGAUGGAGUACAAAGAGCAAAAAGAGAAGAUUUGAAUCUAUUAACUCCAGAAAAGAGAAAUUGUAUAACUCAUUUAGCCUUUUGGGGCAUAUUAUUAAAUGGCUUGCCUAUAAUUUAUCAACUGAACCAACUUGUGGUCCUACCUCGACGGCUGCAUAUAAGAAAUGGGAAAAGGCUGCAAUUGCUGGAGUUUCAUUGGUUGCUGAUGCUGCCGAGCAUUUGGAGCGAACUACCAUGGAUAAAGAGGUUGAUAUACAAGUGCAAAAGCCUUUUGUUCCUGUGGGAAAAGACUUCCCUACCUUGCCAACUUCUUUGCCAAAUUCUUUGAUUGAUGGUAACAUGCAAAGUUCUAAUAAACUUAAGCUUCAGUUGUUCCCAAUUGAUGAAGUUACCAGAAGAGCCUUGGAAAUGGAUAAUCACAAUCCACAUCUGGAGCUUACAUUAAGUACUCGGAAGAAGAUAUCAUCAGUUUUGGAACAUCUCAAUCGCAAGUGGGGAAAUUCAAGUGUGGCAUCUGGAGAACUAAUUCUCUUUCCUUAUUCAGUUCAAAGAGAAAACCUGGUGGGUUAUCAGAGAUGGACUCAGGACUCUGUUCUUAGUGCAGCAGAUGUAUAUGCACUGAUUGGGAGCCCUUCAAUUUUCCGCCUAAGGUAUGGCUGGUUUCCCAGUGGAGAGCUUGUGUCAUCAACACUGCAAGCACCUUUAAUGUCAUCUAGCGUGGUUCAGAAUGUUAAUAUGAUUUCCAACAAUAUGGAGGAACAGCAUAAGGAUUCUGUAGAAAUUACCACACCACCUGCAGUGUGCCCACCUGAGAAACUUAUUAAUCACAACAAUAAAGAACAAGAGGUAUCUCGGGCAGGAAAUGCCAUAGUGGUACACUCGUCCAUGGAGAUGCCUAAUGGGAUUGUUAGGUGCAUCGGCAUGGAUGCCAACAAUCAUUGUCAAGAAUCUUUUGAUGGGGCAGCAUCUGUGCCAUGGGACAAAAGGGAGACUGGGAACGGAGCUGUUUUAGGGGAAGAGGAGAAUAAGGAUGAUAUGCGGUUAAGAAAGAGGUCCACGCUGUCAGCUGGGGAGUGGGCUGAUAGCCUUACCAACAUUAGUGUUGGUGAUUUACUCUCAGAGGUGGCCCAUAAUGCAGUCCCUGAUAAUGUUGAUCCACCCCAGCCAGGAAGCUCAGAGUGUCUUCAGCAGGGUCCAUUUAGUUCCGACUCAUUUGAUGCUGCAAUUGCUGCUCAUAUAUACAAACAUCAAAAUAAGACUGGCUUUCAGCCUGCUGUGGCAUCUCAUGCAUCUUCCAUUUGGGAUGCUGAAGAAACAUGUGACGCCUUCUCUUUCAGAAACAUUGUUCUUCAGGAGGAGGGGCCUAGCACAUCUGCAAUUACUUCUUCAGAUGCCUGCAAGCAGAUUCUGAGAAAAAGUUUAGUGGGAUCUGGCGCUGCAGUUCAGGAUUUGCCUGAAGCGGAGGUGCCUAUGGAUGACAAACCUCUAGAUGACGAACCUGUAGAUAAAAAUAGCAGUGAAGUGCUAGAUGAGGAUGAUGAUCUUUCUAAUGAAGACCCAAUGGAUGAAUGCCUUCCUGAUACACCUAUCCUGGAAAGCUCUUCAAAGGAUCUGAAUGGGCUGACAGAUAUAUACUGGCCUGACUCAUUAGGACCGCUAGAUUUGGACAUGCCUUCCACCAGAUAUCAUUCGGAAGAUCUAAUUCUAAGUGAUAGCCUCAGUAGCUUUAACCGUCUACUUGCCAGCAGUCUCGAUGCAUUUCAGAAUUGCUCAAUCUUCGGAUUAGAUGAGAGAAAUGACAUCAAGGGUUGA
This is a messenger RNA of Thlaspi arvense, 2967 nucleotides long. NCBI's taxonomy places the organism in Eukaryota, Viridiplantae, Streptophyta, Magnoliopsida, Brassicales, Brassicaceae. The record is from the annotation of a GenBank genome assembly.